Messenger RNA from Dermacentor andersoni, 1074 nucleotides. NCBI's taxonomy places the organism in Eukaryota, Metazoa, Arthropoda, Arachnida, Ixodida, Ixodidae. The record is from RefSeq and is a predicted model, not a curated record.
AUGAACAGAAACGGAGGUGUGGACUGGCUGGGGCCGCAAACAUGGAAGAUUGGAGUUGCGAGACGCAGUAAACACUGGAGGCGCAGGCAAAUUGCCGAUAGCGAACAUCUGCCACCAGUUUUCCCAAAUGGUUGGAUUCCGGUGCUAGAGUCUUCGGAGCUUGGUGUCGACGACGUAAUACCGCUGCAUGCAUUUGGCCAGGAGCUGGUGGCGUUCCGCACCGCGGACGGCGUUGCGCACGUUCUGGACGCUUACUGCCCGCACCUGGGCGCCCACCUGGGGGUAUUGGGGCGCGUGGUAGGGGAUUGCAUCGAGUGCCCGUUCCAUGGGUGGAGGUUCCGAGGAAACAACGGAGCAUGCGCAUACGUACCGUAUGCCAGCGAAACGCCGUCAUUCGUGUCGGCGAAAGCAUGGACUUGUCGAGAAUCGUGCGGCCUCAUUGUCGUCUGGUUCCAUGCGGACGGAGAGGAACCCUCGUGGAUGAUCGACGCUCCGACUGAUGUGGCCAACGGCACGAUGCGACAGAUGGCACGCUAUGAGACGCUCUGUUCGGGUCACAUCCAGGACAUUGCCCAGAAGGUGGCCGACGGAGUUCACCUAAACUGCCUGCACGCAGCCACUUGCCUAUUGUCCCUACAGGAAUUCACGAGGCGACCCAGAGAUUCGUGGCUGUGUCGCCUCAUGGAGCUCAAGUGGGACGCGAAAUUCGCAGUGGCCGGUGAGGAGGUCUCCGCGUCGUUGUCCAUACAAAUGUCGCUGAUGGGAUGGAAGCCGAAGUUCGCUCAAUGCCGAGGCGUCGUGAGGCAGAUGGACAGAGACGUCGCUGUAUGGAAUCAGAAGACCUUUAAAGAGCCUGCUUUGUUGGAUGAAGAUAACAAUAUCAAGGAAUUCAGAAAUUGGUACAGCCAAUUUUACAGCAAGAGCAGUCCGACAUGGCAACAAGUGAAAGACAAAAGCUUGUCCUGGUGAUACGUGGACGUCUGUGAAUAAGAGUCAACUCUUUGUUCCCAUUAUAUUUCUAUGCUGAUUAUAAGGUUUUUGGAGCGUUAGCAUUCUCAGGGCACUUCACGCACU